AUGGCUUUGCCCAGUGACGACGCUGUUUUGAUUCAGAAAGGGAAGAUACCGGGUGAGCCUUACGUAGUUACGGUUAAUUGUCCUGAUAAGACCGGACUUGCCUGCGAUAUCUGCCGAACCAUUCUUGAAUUCGGACUCUACAUUACCAAAGGAGAUGUCUCAACUGAUGGGUUAUGGUGCUACAUAAUAUUAUGGGUGGUUCCUCACUCUAGCUCAACUGGUGUAACAUGGCUGAAUUUGAAAGACCGCCUUCUAUCGAUAUGUCCAUCAUGUUUGGUGUCAUUUUACUUGAACCAGCCAUCUCCAAACCCUGAACCUCCUCCAGUAUACUUGUUGAGGUUUUGUAGCCUAGACAGGAAAGGAUUAUUACAUGAUGUCACUCGAGUUCUGUCUGUGCUCGAACUUACGAUUCAAAGAGUAAAAGUGACUACAACACCGGAUGGCCGGGUUCUUGAUCUCUUCUUCAUAACAGAUAACUUGGAGCUCUUGCACACAAAAGAGAGACAAGAUGAGACAAGUGAGCAAUUGCAUGCUGUUUUAGGCGAAUCAUGUGCUAGUUGUACACUUCAGUUGGCUGGUCCUGAGUAUGACAGUCUUCAGGGUAUCUCUUCUCUUUCUGCAGUCAUUACUGACGAAUUGUUUAGAAAUGAACUGUCAGAUAAGGAAACUCGUUCACAGGCUUUUAGCCCAGAUGUGACGAAACUAAAGAGGGCCAGUGUAAUGAUAGACAAUUCUCUGAGUCCAGCUCAUACAUUGCUUCAGAUUUACUGUGUUGAUCACAAGGGUUUUCUCUACGACAUUCUGCGAACAUUGAAAGACUGCAAUAUGCAGAUAGCUUAUGGAAGAUUCUCACCAGUUAACAAGGGUUAUCGUGAAUUAGACCUAUUCGUCCAGCAAAAGGAUGGUAAAAAGAUUGUGGAUCCUGAGAAACAAGAUGCAUUUUGUUCUCGCUUGAAGGUAGAAAUGCUUCACCCAUUACGUGUUAUUAUCACAAACCGUGGGCCAGAUACUGAACUUCUGGUUGCUAACCCUGUGGAGCUAUCUGGAAAGGGAAGGCCAAGGGUUUUCUUUGAUGUCACACUUGCAUUAAAGUGUCUUGGAAUAUGCAUCUUCUCGGUAAGAAUACAUUACAUCAUGAAGAAGUGA
Messenger RNA from Ilex paraguariensis (yerba mate), 1146 nucleotides. The record is from the annotation of a GenBank genome assembly. NCBI's taxonomy places the organism in Eukaryota, Viridiplantae, Streptophyta, Magnoliopsida, Aquifoliales, Aquifoliaceae.